AUGUAUCAACCCGUGGAUCGCAUAAACGAGGGUAGUGAAACGGCGGUGUCGAAACCCCGGAAAUCCCGUCGCAAGAAGCAAAAAAACGCCACAGCUAAUUCCAAGGCAAAAGCUAUGGCAACUUCUUGUGGCGAGUAUCGAAAAGAAAUCCAAAAAUGUAAUACCCAAACUGGAACACAAGCGAUGAGUCAACAACCGUGUUCUGUACCAGCGAUACAAAAUCAAACUACCUCGAUGCGACCGAGAUCUCUCUACACAGCACACAGUUAUCACGCGCAGACAGAUGAAACUAAUUUCCAGCGGUACAGUGAAUUUUCUAAGUAUUUCGAAGCACCGCCGUCGGAGCAAUGGGGCGGAUUAGCUGGUGCAACCGCAUUUUCCAAUUCAACAGCACUCUGGCGGCAGCCGCGAAAUUCUAAAACUAUCGCACCGUGCUACGAGGAGACAUGUGUCUAUGCGGAAAAUUGGAGAGAACACGAGACCGAUGCUGCUAUUGUUACUACACCACAUGGUACAAUUUCAUUGAGACUCCAUAACCGGAUUCGGGUUGAUAUGACGAUCGAUCGUGCAGUUAGAGUAAUUAAUUUUAAGAAUAAUAUUGUACUAUCGUUGAGCGGUUCUGGAGCAGCUGCUGCAUUACUACAUCCAAAUGGAAGAAUAUAUCAGUACGGAUCACGAGUUGAAAUCUUGGCCCACGACGCCCACGGCAAUAACAAAUACGCAAAGAUGUGGUAUAAGGGGGUCAGUUUCACUUCGGAGCAAUGCGCUCUUGUUUAUUUAGUUGACACAGCAGGAACAAGAACAACUACAGAUUCAUUUUCGGAUAUGAGUCAGGACUUUUCUGUAAGCGUUUUUUACUCUCGUUCCCGGCAUGGUCCAGCAUGUUUACAAGAAGCUGCGGCAGCUUUAAACGCCGCUCAAUACUGGCUAACUAACGAGGGUGUAGAAAAUUGGAUUAUUAACAAUGUCAGAGUUUCCCAAACACCUGAUGGUCUUGUCAGGAUUGCCCGAAAUAGUAACAAGUAUCAAUUACGAACAUCACCUAGUAAUGGAACAGCUUCGUUAACAACACCAUUUUUACAUUGUACUGCCUCUCUUGGCCAAACUUCUCAUCUAUUUGUGCGUCGCGGUGAACGACGUAUGCAUUACGAUGGAACUAGUUUUAUUGUACGAAACGCGGGCCAUAGUGCUGGAUUUGACGACAACAACCAAUUGAAAGUUUAUUAA
Messenger RNA from Habropoda laboriosa, 1227 nucleotides. RefSeq lists its product as uncharacterized. The record is from RefSeq and is a predicted model, not a curated record. The transcript has 8 exons. Lineage: Eukaryota; Metazoa; Arthropoda; Insecta; Hymenoptera; Apidae. The coding region runs from base 1 to 1227 and encodes 408 amino acids.